This is a messenger RNA of Sinocyclocheilus rhinocerous, 803 nucleotides long. RefSeq names its product gap junction epsilon-1 protein-like. The coding region runs from base 1 to 411 and encodes 136 amino acids. Lineage: Eukaryota; Metazoa; Chordata; Actinopteri; Cypriniformes; Cyprinidae. The record is from RefSeq and is a predicted model, not a curated record. Gene Ontology annotation, molecular function: gap junction channel activity. Gene Ontology annotation, biological process: cell-cell signaling. Gene Ontology annotation, cellular component: connexin complex. The transcript is spliced from 2 exons.
AUGACAAAAGUAUUCUGGGCGUUGCAGCUAGUCACUGUCUUGGUGCCUGGAGCUGUGUUUCAUCUUUAUGCUGCCUGUAAAAAUAUAGACCAGGAUGAGAUCCUUCAGCGGCCAAUGUCCACAGUCUUCUACAUCAUCUCUGUCCUGUUGAGAAUAAUUCUGGAAGUUUUAGCAUUUUGGCUUCAGAGCCACCUUUUUGGGUUCCUGGUUGAUCCUAUUUAUAUGUGCGAUGUCAGUGCCCUUGCAAAGAUCUUCAACAUCUCGAAGUGUAUGGUCCCUGAACACUUUGAGAAGACUAUCUUCCUCAGUGCAAUGUACACCUUCACCAUCAUCACCAUACUCCUCUGUAUCGCUGAGAUUUUUGAGAUUCUGUUCCGAAGACUUGGUUAUUUAAACCAGCCAGUGACCUGAGAAUUUAGAAAGUGUUUUGAGUGAUACUUUAGCAGUGUUUGUUUUAUGUUUUCUGUGGGUCUCUGAAUCACAGACAGGACAUAAACCUACAUACCUCUGCAUUUUCUGGUGGUAGACACAGAAAUACAUGCUUUUUUAAAACAAGACAGCUUAUUAUUCCUUUUCUGGAAUAAUCAAAACAAAACAAGCCUAAUUAAUGGCAAGGGACUCAUUAAUCUUUUUAGCUUUUUAGAUUUUUUAAGCCUAAAAAAGCACCUCUCUAGCAGGAGAAAUUAUUUCAUUGACUUGUAUGAGCUAACCUAAACCCACAUAAAUAUUUGGUUGAUCAUUAUUAUCUCUGCAAUAUUAUUUUCAGAUUUAGAUUUAUACUUAUAUUGAAAUAUUACACAAAA